UAUUCUCUUUCUGCUGGAAUCCCCUCUGGCUGUGCAAAACGCUGAGGGGAAGGAGCUUUGGAGGACUUAGGCAGCCUUGGUGUAAGACACUCCCAACAGGAUCCUAUCAUCAUUUUGGGUAGUGCAAAAUUCACCAGGGCACAGCUCUUCUCUGGCGCCCAGCACCAACUGCUUUAACCAACAGUUAAAGGGAAGAACUUGAGAAAAGCCCUGCGUUCUCCUUGGAUGGGGGAAUCCUUCCUUAAGGAGGCCAUCUGAGUUACAUUCUGCUCCUUAAGUGCUGGGUGGAAGAGCAAAGCGCUUAUCAAAUGCAAACCCCUAAGGCAAAGGAGAAAUAUGGAAAGGAAAAGCGAAGACCUCUGUCUAAUUCAGAAUGGAGUGAUUAUAAAAGAAAGGAGUCAGCUGGGUGCAGUGGCCUGUAAAUCCCAGCACUUUGGGAGGCUGGGGCAGGUGGAUCAGGAGGUCAGGAGUUAGAGACCAGCCUAGCCAAUAUGGUGAAACCCUGUCUCUACUCAAAAUACAAAAAUUAGCCGGGCAUGGUGGCAUGCACCUGUAUUCCCUGCUACUUGGGAGGCUAAGGCAGGAGAAUUGCUUGAACCCGGGAGGCGGAGGUUGCAGUGAGCUGAGAUCACACCACUGCACUCCAGCCAGGGUGACAGAGUGAGACUCCACCUCAAAAAAAAAAAAAGGAAGGAGUCGUUGAAAAAGAUUAAGUUCUAACAGGAUUGACUUUCAUCACUUGAAUGAUGAAAGAAUCCAAUUACCUGCAAAGUAAUUAGAAUGUUCCUAAUAGGGAAGCCCUAGCCUGAGAAUAACAGAUGCCUCCUCAUUACAUCACAAUGGCCAAGUUGUGAUGUCAAUACAGAGCACCCACUCUUCAGUAAGUGUUGUAAGUGAAGCCAGAUAUGCUGAAGAGCAGAAUCAGCAUGAGGAGCAGACACCCCAGGAGAGUUUUGAGACAGGGUCUCACUCUGUCGCUCAGUCUGGAGUAUAGUGGCAUGAUCUCGGCUCACUGCAACUUCCGCCUUCCCGGUUCAAGCAAUUCUCCUGCCUCAGCCUCCCAAGUAGCUGGGACUACAGCUAUCUCUGAAGGGCACAAAUCAGAAAGCAUCAUGCCUCCUAAUAAAGAGGCCAGCAGUCUCAAUAGUUCACCAGCGGGGCUCAUCUGCCUCCCUCCAAUCUCUGAGGAGCUACAGCUUGUAUGGACCCAAGCAGCCCAGACCAGUGAGCUAGACAGCAAUGAACACCUGCUACAAACCUUCAGCUACUUUCCCUAUCCCAGCCUAGCAGACAUUGCCCUUCUCUGCCUGCGUUAUGGGUUGCAGAUGGAGAAAGUCAAGACUUGGUUUAUGGCCCAGCGCCUCCGCUGUGGCAUUAGCUGGUCAUCUGAAGAAAUAGAAGAGACUCGAGCCCGAGUGGUCUACCAUCGGGACCAACUCCAUUUCAAAUCCCUUCUCUCUUUUACUCAUCAUGCAGGACGGCCCCCAGAGGAGGUGCCUCCUCCAAUGCCAGCUCCAGAACAAGUUGGUAUUGGAAUAGGUCCUCCAGCUCUUAGCAAGCCCACCCAGACGAAAGGAUUGAAGGUAGAGCCUGAGGAGUCCUCUCAGAUACUGCCACUGCCACAGAGUCACCAGAAGUUAAAGGAGUCCCUGAUAACACCUGGCAGUGGAGCAUUCCCCCACCAAUCAGAUUUUUGGCAAGAUCUUCAAAGCAGUGGCCUCUCAAAGGAGCAGGCAGGCAGGGGUCCCAACCAGUCACACGGCAUAGGUACUGCUUCCUGGAACCACUCCACAACUGUCCUCCAGCCACAAGCACGGGAUAAGCCCCCACCAACUGCAUUAAUUGCCAGUAGUUGUAAGGAGGAGUCAGCAUCUAGUGUUACUCCCUCUUCUUCCUCUACCUCUUCUUCCUCUUUCCAGGUACUAUCUAAUGGAGCAACUGCCACCUCCAAACCCCUUCAGCCACUAGGCUGUAUCCCACAGUCAGUGUCACCCAGUGAUCAGGCAUUACCCCCACACCUGGAAUCAGCCUGGCCCCAUGGGCUACGGCAUAACUCAUUACCAGGUAGGGUUGGUCCCACAGAGUACCUAUCCCCAGAUAUGCAACGCCAGCGAAAGCCCAAGCGCAAAACCAAAGAGCAGCUGGCUAUCCUCAAAUCCUUUUUUUUACAGUGCCAAUGGGCACGGCGUGAAGAUUACCAUAAGUUAGAACAGAUCACUGGUUUACCUCGGCCUGAAAUCAUUCAGUGGUUUGGUGACACACGCUAUGCCUUGAAGCAUGGGCAACUAAAAUGGUUUCGGGACAAUGCAGUACCUGGUGCCCCUAGUUUCCAAGACCCAGUAAUUCCUACACCACCUCCACCAUCAACCCGCUCCUUGAAUGAAAGGGCUGAGACACCACCUCUGCCGACCCCUCCACCCCCACCGGAUAUGCAGCCCUUGGAGAGGUACUGGGCAGCCCACCAACAGCUACGGGAGACUGAUAUCCCUCAACUGAGUCAGGCUUCAAGGCUUAGCACCCAGCAGGUACUGGAUUGGUUUGACUCUCGAUUACCUCAGCCAGCUGAAGUGGUAGUUUGUCUAGAUGAAGAAGAGGAAGAGGAGGAGGAAGAACUGCCAGAAGAUGAUGAGGAAGAGGAGGAGGAAGAAGAUGAUGAUGAUGAUGAUGAUGAUGUGAUCAUACAAGACUGAGUGGGGAGCUGGGGGAGGGGAGGUCUGUUACUAAAAGAUGAACCAACUUAGCAACUGUUUAAACAAAGAAACCACAUUUUUAAAAUUACCUUGUGGCAGAGAACUAAAAAGUUUUGUGUUCUUCAGGGUGGGUGGCAGGGGAAUGUAGUGAGGGUGAACCAGGGAGGAUGAGCAUAGGGCACUAAGUAAGGCUGGGAUUGGAUCAGCAGAAAUCCAGACCUCUAAGCUCAGUGUAGAGUGUACCAAGGAUCUGGAGAAACCGUGGGCUGGGAAAUGGCAUUUGCCCUCCUCAUGCCUGCUGUUCUUUUCCCUUAGUGUACUAUAGAGAGGCCAGACCUUGGCCACACCUCUCCAGGAGGAUUGGAAAGGAGUAAAGGAUUCUAAUUCGAUUGAUGAUUCCAGUGCAUCCCCAACCCUACCAUCUUUCCUGGAAUAUAAGGCUCCCUUGCACUCCUUUUCUGAACACAAGUCUGUGUGUAAUGCAACUGACUCUCUUACUUUUUUUCUUAAUGACUGAUCAUUUCCUAGACAACUGAGAUUCUCAGUAAGUCCCAGUCUCAUCACAAAUAUUAACUUCCUUUUCCUCAUACAUCAUGAUUUUAUAUGUUUCACCUGCUUCAUGACUGAAUCACAGGUGGCAGAAUAUUUUCAUUUCUUAUGCUGGGACCACCCUUUGCCUUGUAGCUUUUUCUCUCUUUCCAAAAUCCUCACUCUGUUCACUAUUUGUCUCAGGGUAAAUCUUCCCCCACUGAGCUUGUGAAAAACUUUAAUUGGGUGGAGAAUAAUUUAGAAUGGAUAUUUAUUAGAAAAGAAGACCUUUUAAAAAGUAGAAUUAUGUUACAAAGGGGUGAAAGAGAGGGAACAGUUUCUCCUGGUUGAAGGGCAGUGGAGGUAGGUUUCAGGUUUGGUUUUACAAACCUCAUAACGACCUUCUGUCCAGCUUGACAGAGACUAAUUCUUCAUCUUUUUGCUGCCAGUUUGUUUCCAGAAAAGAGACUUUUCCCUCUCUUUAUAGGAUCUGUCUUAGGGACAGAGGGACCAUGGUCUUUGAGUCAAUCAAUUAUUGAUGUUUUAGAAUGGUUUUCAUUAGUUGGGAACAGCUAUAUGGCAAAUAGGUAUCAUCAAUGAGUUAACCAUCUAAAAAUAAAAGAGUGGAAGCCCUAAGAUGCUAGAAUAGUAAUAAAAAGGCCAAAAAUAAAAUUGUUUCUCUCUCA
Molecule: messenger RNA, 3904 nt
Organism: Callithrix jacchus (white-tufted-ear marmoset)
Lineage: Eukaryota; Metazoa; Chordata; Mammalia; Primates; Cebidae
Gene: HOMEZ
Product: homeobox and leucine zipper encoding
Biological process (GO): regulation of transcription by RNA polymerase II
Cellular component (GO): nucleus
Molecular function (GO): DNA-binding transcription factor activity, RNA polymerase II-specific; DNA binding
Source: RefSeq, a predicted model, not a curated record